AGGCGCGAACCACAGAACUCAGGGCCCGUGUAGUGGGUAAGAGCUGAGCGAUGUGCAUGUAUACUAAAUGUUUUCAGUGUCAGUGCAGAGGAGACAGAUAGUUGAGACAGUUUGACCUUACUGUAUAGAUAUGUACAUAAAUAUAUAAACUUACAAAUCUACAUACACACAUGUAUAUAUAUAUAUAAAUUUGUUCUAGAGCGAGCAUUAACCAGGGUGAAAUUUAGCUGUGUAUCCAUGCGUGUUUAGUAAUCUAUUCUGCAUCUCAGAACAAAUUAAGAAGUAAUAAUAAUUACUAACAACAUCAACCAGUGUAUACUUUUUUCAUGAUGGACAUUCUACCGAGUGGAAAUAUUUUCAGAGAACUACAGACAGUCCAUGAUACUGGCUUCUUCUCUUCUCAGCUGUCCCUUGAGGACAUGUGGCAACAGACUAAUUUGGAAAUGGAACGUUACCUCAGAGACGAACCUAGAAUACACAAAUGUAGACAGCUACCAAAGUCUGUUAAAAACCUUUUUUCACUUUCAACUGACAGAGAAUUGUCUUCACGUGAAUCCAUCUGCGAUGAGCGAGGAUUAGGCCCAAAUGGAUCUCUAUUAAGUUUUAGUUCUACCACAGGAAGUGGAAAUUGUAGCAACGAUAGUGAAAAUAGUAGUGGAGGAGAAGAUAGGCUCAGUGUUUCAGAUCUUGACUUGAGUGAUCAUAAUGGCGAUAGUGUGACACAUAGCGCCCUCAGGAGGAAAUCAGUUGAAACUAGCGUGACCACAGUAAAGGAUUUCAAGAAUAAUUAUCAUUCAUCACCACCAGGUGGAGGAAGUAUUUCAGUAAACUUUCUAACAAAAUUAGGUAAAUCCCCUCUUUCGCCUCCGUGCUCACCAGAGGAUGCGAUCAAGCGUCCUUCAAUUCAAGACGUAGAUAUCAGUGCUUCUUUACAAGUUGCUGUGACCACAAAGACUUUCAUUCCGCAGGAUCUGUCAUCGACAUUAGGUCCACGGAUGUUAGCAACUCUAACAGCGUCAGAUAAUUUGAUUGAUUCUCGUUGCCACAUUGAGUUGGUGCCAGAUAAUAAGAGAAGAAUCCAUAAGUGCCAAUUUAAUGGAUGUAAAAAAGUGUACACUAAGUCAUCUCACCUCAAAGCUCAUCAAAGAACUCAUACAGGUGAGAAACCCUACAAAUGUACCUGGGACGGCUGUGAAUGGCGGUUUGCUCGAUCAGACGAACUGACUCGUCAUUAUCGAAAACACACGGGAUGCAAACCUUUCAAGUGUAACCAUUGCGAACGGUGCUUUUCUCGGUCAGACCACCUAGCUCUACACCUAAAGAAGCACCAGUAGCAGAGGCUUCCAUAAAAAAUAAACCAAAUAUUUUGUUUUUUUAAUAACAGCGCCCUCUUCCAGUUCACGUGAACACCAAACGUAACAUUGUAAAAAUUCUAUUUUAGCCACUCUUUACUUUCUUACCUCAACUCUCUUAAAAGAUAUAAAAAGGUAAAAUUCGAUAAUUGUAAUUAGAUGAAUCAAUGGAAGGAUUAAAGUUUCAUCAUUAAAGGUAAUACUGUGUAAAAUGAGUAAUAAAAAUCUCUAAUUCCAGAAACAAUAGAAAAAAAUUACGCGUUUAAACUUUGCAGCAGUAAGAUCUUUGUGGUACUUUUGUUAUGAAAUUUGUGCUAGUUAAUUUUUAUUGCAACUAAAACAAUUUGUUCGCUAUUAGAUCCUACGCUAAUGGUUUUGUUAGAAUAUCUAUUUUUGAAAUGUUGGAUGAUAAUUUGAUAAGUAACAAUUUCAAUAUACCUACAUAUAUACCAUAAUAGUUCUACUUCAUAUUAGUCAUUAUGUGAUUCUUUUUUUACAUUUGGUUUCAGGAACUUCAGUAUUUCAAAGAAAACAUAAUUUAUUCCAAAUUAAUAUAUUAAAUACGGAUACUACAUAUGAGUGUACUCAUUUUUUUGUACUGUGAAAGUAACUUUAAAAUAUACAGUCAUGCUCAUCAAGUGAUACAGUGAGGCGAGACUUCUACCUGCCAGUCAGUGGAUGAAGUGGAUCUGCUUAUCAUAUUGUUCUACCUGCUUAUCAUAUUGUUUGCAUAUGAAUCCUCAGAAAUAUGUAGUAUUUGGAUUUCUGUUUC
Limulus polyphemus (Atlantic horseshoe crab) is the source of this 2124-nucleotide messenger RNA. Its product is annotated as Krueppel-like factor luna. The record is from RefSeq and is a predicted model, not a curated record. Gene Ontology annotation, molecular function: DNA-binding transcription factor activity, RNA polymerase II-specific; RNA polymerase II cis-regulatory region sequence-specific DNA binding. The transcript has 3 exons. The coding region runs from base 327 to 1334 and encodes 335 amino acids. Gene Ontology annotation, biological process: regulation of transcription by RNA polymerase II. NCBI's taxonomy places the organism in Eukaryota, Metazoa, Arthropoda, Merostomata, Xiphosura, Limulidae.